AUGCUCUGCCUCUGUCUGUAUGUGCCGGUGUUUGGGGAGUCGCAGACAGAGUUUGAAUACUUUGAGUCAAAGGGGCUGCCGGCCGAACUCAAAUCGAUCUUCCGACUCAGCCUCUUCAUUCCUUCCCAGGAGUUCUCCACCUACCGCCAGUGGAAGCAGAAAAUUGUGAAGGCUGGAGACAAGGACCUGGAUGGACAGCUGGAUUUUGAGGAAUUUGUUCACUAUCUCCAAGAUCAUGAAAAGAAGCUGAGACUGGUCUUCAAGAGUUUGGAUAAGAAGAAUGAUGGCUGUAUUGAUGCCCAGGAGAUUGUACAGUCUCUUCGGGACCUGGGAGUCAAGAUCUCUGAACAGCAGGCUGAGAAAAUACUGAAGAGCAUGGAUAAGAAUGGGACAAUGACAAUUGAUUGGAAUGAGUGGCGAGACUAUCACCUGCUGCACCCAGUGGAGAACAUUCCUGAGAUCAUCCUGUACUGGAAGCACUCCACGAUCUUUGAUGUAGGAGAGAAUUUGACCGUCCCUGAUGAGUUCACGGUGGAAGAGAGACAGACAGGGAUGUGGUGGAGACAUCUGGUUGCAGGUGGAGGUGCAGGUGCCGUGUCCAGAACCUGUACAGCUCCCUUGGACCGCUUGAAAGUGCUCAUGCAGGUUCAUGCCUCCCGCAGUAACAACAUGUGCAUUGUUGGCGGUUUUACUCAAAUGAUCCGAGAGGGUGGACCAAGGUCACUGUGGCGAGGGAAUGGCAUCAACGUGUUGAAGAUUGCACCAGAGUCUGCCAUUAAGUUCAUGGCCUAUGAGCAGAUCAAGCGGUUCAUUGGUACUGACCAAGAAAUGCUGAGGAUUCAUGAGCGGCUGUUAGCUGGUUCUCUGGCUGGGGCCAUUGCACAGAGCAGCAUCUACCCGAUGGAGGUUCUGAAAACACGCAUGGCUCUAAGGAAGACAGGACAAUAUUCAGGCAUGUUGGAUUGUGCCAAAAACAUCCUUUCGAAGGAAGGAAUGGCUGCCUUCUACAAAGGCUACAUCCCCAACAUGCUAGGAAUCAUUCCGUAUGCUGGUAUUGACCUGGCAGUCUAUGAGACACUAAAAAAUGCCUGGUUGCAACGCUAUGCUGUCAACAGUGCUGACCCUGGAGUCUUUGUUCUGCUGGCUUGUGGCACCAUCUCCAGUACCUGUGGACAGCUUGCCAGUUACCCACUGGCUCUCGUGAGAACACGCAUGCAGGCCCAAGCUUCAGUGGAGGGUGCUCCUGAAGUGACGAUGAGGGGACUGUUUAAACACAUUCUGAAGACAGAGGGAGCGUUUGGUCUUUACCGGGGUCUGGCACCGAACUUUAUGAAGGUGAUCCCAGCUGUAAGCAUCAGCUAUGUGGUUUAUGAAAACUUGAAGAUGACUCUGGGCGUGCAGUCACGGUGA
Phaethon lepturus (White-tailed tropicbird) is the source of this 1410-nucleotide messenger RNA. RefSeq names its product solute carrier family 25 (mitochondrial carrier; phosphate carrier), member 25 (gene SLC25A25). Gene Ontology annotation, biological process: transmembrane transport. Gene Ontology annotation, cellular component: mitochondrial inner membrane. Lineage: Eukaryota; Metazoa; Chordata; Aves; Phaethontiformes; Phaethontidae. Bases 1 to 1410 code for a protein of 469 amino acids. The transcript has 10 exons. Gene Ontology annotation, molecular function: calcium ion binding; ATP transmembrane transporter activity. The record is from RefSeq and is a predicted model, not a curated record.